This is a messenger RNA of Durotheca rogersii, 1833 nucleotides long. Its product is annotated as Arginase/deacetylase. The transcript is spliced from 3 exons. Gene Ontology annotation, molecular function: agmatinase activity; metal ion binding. NCBI's taxonomy places the organism in Eukaryota, Fungi, Ascomycota, Sordariomycetes, Xylariales, Xylariaceae. Bases 228 to 1550 code for a protein of 440 amino acids. The record is from RefSeq and is a predicted model, not a curated record.
AAAGAGACCUCCGAGAAGCGAAGAUAUACCGAGCCGUCCAACCCCGUAGAUAACCGUCCUACGAUCCUUGCCGAUCCAUACCCCGCAUCCACGUCGUGUCUCGCCGGACAAACCGACUCCUCCGUCCGGCGCCACAAAAUCGCCCCUCUCCCUUCCCUCUAUACGUACAAGAUAAGGAACGGUUUUAUUCACUCCGGAAGGGCCCUGAAACUCCUUUCGACGGGGCAAUGCGGACGAAUGGGUUUAUCUGGCUCGCUUUGAGCUGCGGCCCGGCACUCGUUCGAGCCUGUGGUGGCCAUGAUCACGACCACCCGGUUCGGAAAUGGAGCCAGGAGGAACUCGACGAACUAGAGAGGAAGUGGGGGGCCGAAUUUGGUUUUACCGGCAUCACCACGUUCGCCCAUCUACAGUACUAUAAGUGCCUCACGACCCCGAGCGAGCCGUUCGACAUCGGCAUCAUAGGCGCCCCAUUCGACACCGCCGUCAGCUAUCGUCCUGGCGCCCGCUUCGGGCCCCGCGCGAUCCGCGCAGCCUCGGCGCGGCAGACGUCCUUCCGGGGCUUCAACGCGCGGGCCGGGUUCAACCCGUACCAGAGCUGGGCGCGGAUCCUCGACUGCGGCGACAUACCGGUCUCACCGUUCGACAACGCGGUGGCGAUUCAGCAGAUGACGGCGGCACUCACGGAGCUGGGAGGCCGGGCGCCCGCCGUCGCAUCCGACGACGGGGGGGAGGGGUCCGCACCAUCACCGCCGCCUGCGUGGUGGCCGAAGCCGAAGCUCAUCACGCUUGGCGGCGACCACAGCCUAUCGCUGCCGGCACUGCGCGCGCUCAACGCCGUGUACGGGCAGCCCAUCCGCGUGCUGCAUUUCGACGCCCACCUCGACACCUGGCACCCGAACAAGUACCCGAGCCACUGGGCCUCGGAGCAGGCCAGCUUCAACCACGGGUCCAUGUUCUGGCUCGCGGGGCGCGAGGGCCUGAUCGUGGGCGGCACUGGGCCCAACGCCACCCGCGGGAGCGGUACCAAGGAGGACACGCGGCCGAGCGUGCACGCGGGCCUGCGCACGCGGCUCUCGGGCAGCGACUUUGGGGACUACGAGGACGACACGGCGCAGAACUGGGUGCGGAUCGAGGCGGACGAGGUAGACGACCCGGACGCGGCGGCGGGGCGCGGCGGGGUGCGGGGCGUGACGGCGCGGAUCCUGGAGGCGCUCGGGACCGAGGACCCGGUGUACCUGUCGGUGGACAUCGACGUGCUGGACCCGGCGUUCGCUCCCGGAACGGGGACGCCGGAGCCGGGCGGGUGGACGACGCGCGAGCUGAUCCGGGUGCUGCGCGGCCUCGAGGGGCUGAACGUGGUGGGCGCCGACGUGGUCGAGGUCGCGCCGGCCUACCAGGGCCCCGGCGAGGAGACCGCGCUCGCCGCCGCCCAGGUCGUCUACGAGCUGCUCACCAGCAUGGUCAAGCGCGGCGUGCGGGAUCGCGAGAGGGCCCCCGCGGCGCUAGGGGCCGGGGAGAAGAUCGGAAAGGGCGGGCGAGACGAGCUAUGAGAUAUGUCUGUCUGGCUAUAUGGGGCGAGAAUAGGGGGUGCGUUGGCGGGUUAAAGAGCCGGCCGGCUGUGUCGUAAUUUACUUGUAGUUAUAAAAGGAGACUGAACUAUGCACGAUUGAAAGCUGGAUGGGCUAACCUUCCCCCUUAAGCCAUGAUUCCCCACCGUUCCAUAUCAGCCUUGAUUCCGCGUCGGCCUCUUAAGUGUGACUCUAGUUCAGCUUUUGACCCGGUAAGUCCCCCGUCGGGGGGGUUAUACAAAAAGCCGGCCGGAUCCUAUACUGC